AUGAUGAAAGUCGCCGAAUCUUGCGCGAUGCAUGCGAGGGUCUUCCUGGGACGUUCCAAGAUGGUGGCUUCAUGGUGCAAGGUCAUCGUCCAAGAAGAUUUGCCCGGACUAGGCGCAACAGAAUCGGCAGCCAAAGAAGCAGCUGGAGAGGUGGUCCUUUUCAACGCCGAGAAGGGCUAUGGCCUCAUUCGUGCAGAUCAGCAAGAGGGCGGGGACGAUACAGAGGUGACCGAGGUGUUCUUUGCAGCCAGUGGCCUGGACACAGAGGUCCAGGUGGGUGACCGUGUCUGCUACUUCGAGGACCAUCUCAUGAUUGAGGGGCAAACUUGCGCCUUUAAUAUCAAGAAGGCCGAGUGA
Messenger RNA from Durusdinium trenchii, 357 nucleotides. The record is from the annotation of a GenBank genome assembly. NCBI's taxonomy places the organism in Eukaryota, Dinophyceae, Suessiales, Symbiodiniaceae.